UUUGCAUUUUAAUCGAGCUAGCAGACACUUUCUGAACAAGAAAGACAUUCAGAUGGCUGGAAGCGGAAAGGCAAAAACACUUAUGUGCUUGUUCCUCGUCUGGAUAAUUUAUCUGAUUAUUGGGAUGUUCAUAUUCAGAGCUGUUGAACGCGAUCAUAAGAAGGAUAAGCCACAAGAAGAAACCAAACAACAAUCCUUGGACGUAAUUAGAGAAAAUGUGACGGCUAAAUAUAACAUGAGUGAAGCAGAGUUUGAUUUUAUUGUGCAGCAGAUUGAAGCAGCUUCAUCGACCUCAAGUGUUGGUAGACCAGAAUGGAGCUAUACCGAAUCACUUUCUUUUGUGGUUCAACUGGUCACAACAGUCGGCUAUGGUAACAUCACACCCGUGACAACAGGUGGCCGAGUACUUUGUAUAAUCUUCGCCCUUAUAGGUAUACCGAUCAACAUUAUAUUCCUGCAGUUACUCGGAGAAAGAAUGCUUCGCAGCGAGCACUUCCUCGUCAUGAAAUUCGAACAAGGCUGCCUCAAGAGAGAGGGCGCGCCAAAAUUCUUGAAUGAAAAAUGCUCUUUCGUGGGUUUUCUUCUUCUGCUGAUCAUUUUAUUUGCGGGCGCUGGGUGCCAAAUGGAGAUGGAAAACUGGACAUUUUUUGAGGGUUUUUACGCUUACUUCAUAACUUUUACAACAGUUGGCUUUGGUGAUCUGAUCCCAGGAUCGAUGAUAAGAGGUUCUCCAAACGCAAAGAUAACGGUAUCCAUCUUAUUUAUCAUCAUGGGUUUGGCGGCCAUGUCGAAUGUGAUCAAUGGACUUGUAAACUGAAGCGAGAGUAUGGAAUUGUUCCGAAGAUUGGGCGAGCGCUGCGGAAGAAGGAGAAGUGUGGAAAUAAGUCCUGAAACGUCGAAAAAGAGUGAGAUUGAGCUAAAUGAGAAUUAUGCUCCAGAAACGAUAUGACUAUUAUCUCCUCUGUUAUGGUACUAACCGCAUCGUAACUCUUUGAAAAUUGUCUCGAAAUUAGGCAAUGGAUGCUGCCAUCUUUAAUCUUGCUUAAAAAAUGGAAUUCUUGACUCAAAUCAUUUCUUUCGGCAGCAACCAAAGCGGCAGCUGAACUGCGCGAUACUUUUGCGUGUGAGGCCUGGCUACUGAGUUGCUUCAAAAUAGCGGCGUUCAAGGUUGAAUUUUUAUCACAUUCGGAGGCAACUUUUGAACAAUAAAGAUACUCUCAGCAAUCUCAGUAAUCUGUAAAUAAUAGAU
This is a messenger RNA of Stylophora pistillata, 1249 nucleotides long. Its product is annotated as potassium channel subfamily K member 9. Gene Ontology annotation, cellular component: plasma membrane. Gene Ontology annotation, molecular function: outward rectifier potassium channel activity; potassium ion leak channel activity. The record is from RefSeq and is a predicted model, not a curated record. NCBI's taxonomy places the organism in Eukaryota, Metazoa, Cnidaria, Anthozoa, Scleractinia, Pocilloporidae. Gene Ontology annotation, biological process: potassium ion transmembrane transport; stabilization of membrane potential.